This is a messenger RNA of Maylandia zebra (zebra mbuna), 1118 nucleotides long. RefSeq lists its product as uncharacterized. The record is from RefSeq and is a predicted model, not a curated record. Lineage: Eukaryota; Metazoa; Chordata; Actinopteri; Cichliformes; Cichlidae.
AAGAGUUUUGGAAAGUUUCUCUUCCCCAACUGUGAUAGAACAGCAGCGUUUUAAUGGAAGCCAGUAAAGGGAUCUACAAACCCAUCAGGGUGCUGUUCAACACACCCAUAUAUAACACAGCUGUGGAGAUCUGCUGGUAUCUACCAGGUUACAGGGCUCAGAUUGCAAUGAUGAUGGAAUUCCUCAGACUUCAGAAGGAAAACCAAAUACCAUCAAGCCUCACUGCAGAAGAUAUGGGAGAUCUUUUGGUGGAGAGGAGCAAAGAGACAGUCAGAGAGCAACUUUGGGAGUUUGAAUUGGAGGGUUUGGAAGAAACAGAAGCCAAACCUCUUCUGAAACUGGUGUGGGCAGUGAACACAAUAAAUAAAAUGAGGGACAUCGAGUUUCAAGCCCGGAUGCUGCUGGAAUUUCCAGAGGCCAUACCUCCUAAAUUUCAAACACCUAAGCUCCUCAGCAAUGUCAGGAAGUACAUUGACCUCCUUAAAGAGAGGCAGCAGGACGCACAAACCUCCAAACUGUUCACUGCAACAGACGUGGUGAUAGAGGUGGUUCCCCGUGUCCUGCAUGGCUUCUGGAAGCUUCCUUCUUACCCCCUACUGAACAUGUCCUCCCAAAAAUUGAGCAUCCUCUCCACCAGUGUGACAAAGGCCACUUUGGAUCGAGUGUCCAAAUCUCUCCUAACAACGGAAAACCAGGCCAUCUUCUCAAGGUCCAUCAGAGAUGACAUGGUGCAAAGUAUCCUGUCUGAAGUCAGAGAGAAAUAUUCAGAAAAGAUUCUGCUGAGCCACAUUGCAAACUUUGCACCAGGACUACUCAGGGCAAUUUCUGAUGUAGCAAAGAUGAGCAUAUGCCAGAUCUUCCAGCCCCCUUGUGAAAGUCCAGUAGUGUCUGAUGUUCUUCCAACUAAAGAACCUCAUCCUGAAGGUCUGCUGAAGAUGGCCUCCGUAUCACUGCCACGCAGGAAGAACCUCUCCACGCAACAGGCUUUGGCUUUGCUUCAGAAAAUGGACGAAGCAGAUUCUGAUGGAGGAGAGGUUUCAUUUGUCCAGCAGGCCACUGAUACCUCCUCAGAAGAAUCUGAAAAGGAGACGGAACAAGAACCCAACAUGCCGAUGUAG